AAGAUGGCGACGGCCUUGAACGAGGAGGAGCUGGACAAUGAAGACUAUUACUCGCUGCUGAACGUGCGUAGGGAGGCCUCUUGUGAAGAGCUGAAAGCUGCCUACCGGAGGCUGUGUAUGCUGUACCAUCCAGACAAACACAGAGACCCAGAGCUCAAGUUACAAGCAGAACGACUAUUUAACCUUGUGCACCAGGCUUAUGAAGGUUGUGGAAAGGAGGCGAACACCAGCUGAAAUUAGAGAAGAGUUUGAACGCCUGCAAAGAGAAAGGGAAGAAAGGAGACUGCAACAACGAACCAAUCCCAAGGGAACCAUCAGCGUUGGAGUAGAUGCCACUGACCUUUUUGAUCGUUAUGAAGAGGAAUAUGAAGAUGUCUCUGGCAGUGGCUUUCCCCAGAUUGAAAUUAACAAAAUGCACAUUUCUCAGUCCAUCGAGGCACCCCUGACAGCCACAGACACAGCCAUUCUCUCUGGAAACCUCUCAACCCAGAACGGAAACGGAGGGGGCUCCAUUAACUUUGCGCUCCGACGAGUCACUUCUGCGAAGGGCUGGGGAGAGCUAGAAUUUGGAGCUGGCGAUCUUCAAGGGCCUUUAUUUGGUCUAAAGCUCUUCCGUAAUCUCACACCAAGAUGCUUCGUCACGACAAACUGUGCCCUGCAGUUCUCGUCCCGAGGCAUCCGACCUGGCCUCACCACCGUCCUGGCAAGGAACCUGGAUAAGAACACGGUGGGUUACCUGCAGUGGCGGUGGGGUAUCCAGUCCGCCAUGAACACGAGCAUCGUCCGAGACACCAAGACUAGCCACUUUACUGUGGCUCUGCAGCUUGGAAUACCGCACUCUUUUGCACUCAUCAGCUACCAGCACAAGUUCCAGGAUGAUGACCAGACUCGAGUGAAAGGCUCUCUCAAGGCAGGCUUCUUUGGAGUAGUGGUGGAGUACGGAGCAGAGAGGAAGAUCUCCAGGCACAGCGUCUUAGGUGCUGCUGUUAGCGUUGGUGUCCCACAGGGUGUUUCUCUCAAAGUCAAAUUGAAUCGAGCCAGUCAGACCUACUUCUUCCCGAUCCACCUGACAGAUCAGCUUCUCCCCAGUGCUGUAUUCUACGCCACCGUGGGGCCUCUGGUGGUCUAUUUCGCUAUGCACCGUCUGAUCAUCAAACCAUAUCUCAGGGCUCAGAAAGAGAAGGAGUUGGAAAAGCAGAGGGAAAGCACAGCCACGGACAUUCUGCAAAAGAAGCAAGAAGCAGAAGCUGCUGUUCGGUUGAUGCAGGAAUCUGUCCGAAGGAUAAUUGAGGCAGAAGAGUCGAGAAUGGGGCUCAUCAUUGUGAACGCCUGGUAUGGAAAGUUUGUCAAUGACAAGAGCAGGAAGAAUGAGAAGGUCAAGGUGAUUGAUGUGACGGUGCCCCUGCAGUGCCUGGUGAAGGACUCCAAGCUCAUCCUCACAGAAGCUUCCAAGGCUGGGCUGCCUGGGUUCUAUGACCCAUGUGUCGGUGAGGAGAAGAAUCUGAAAGUGCUCUACCAGUUCCGGGGUGUUCUGCAUCAGGUGAUGGCGCUGGACAGUGAGGCCCUGAGGAUACCAAAGCAAUCUCACAGGAUUGAUACAGAUGGAUAAACUGCUUGAGAAACCAGAUUUAAAAGAGGCUGCAAAAAAUCUUGUCUUGGGAGUCUACAAAUUCGGAAGCAGGGAAAAUACCCAAACAUCAGAUGUUUUUAUUUUAUAUUAUUCCUAUAGACGGUGGUAUGGUAUCGAUUCUGUGCAGGGACAAGCAGACAUGCCAGCU
Messenger RNA from Chrysochloris asiatica (Cape golden mole), 1778 nucleotides. It is a transcript of the gene DNAJC11, whose product is annotated as DnaJ (Hsp40) homolog, subfamily C, member 11. The coding region runs from base 200 to 1609 and encodes 469 amino acids. Lineage: Eukaryota; Metazoa; Chordata; Mammalia; Afrosoricida; Chrysochloridae. The record is from RefSeq and is a predicted model, not a curated record. Gene Ontology annotation, biological process: cristae formation. The transcript is spliced from 15 exons.